This is a messenger RNA of Daldinia decipiens, 2940 nucleotides long. RefSeq lists its product as uncharacterized. The coding region runs from base 458 to 2512 and encodes 684 amino acids. The record is from RefSeq and is a predicted model, not a curated record. The transcript has 5 exons. NCBI's taxonomy places the organism in Eukaryota, Fungi, Ascomycota, Sordariomycetes, Xylariales, Hypoxylaceae.
GUGGAUCGAGAGAAAUGAGUACCAAAAGCAGCAGCUCUCUGUACUUAGAUUCUAGCAGAUAUCCGCCAGUCGGUAUCAUUACUGCAUAGUUACAUCCUUGUUUAUUUGACUGGCUUUUGUGUCUAGUUCUGGAGUGGUGUGGCUAAGUCUCUCAUUAGCUGUCAGGACAAUGCUGCAGGACAGCCCGAUUUCAUUCACCACCUUUUAACAGCCAACUCGCAAAACUUCCGCCUCGGGGCAACUUUUCUUUUUAAGUCCCCAAGUAGCUCAUCUGUGUGGUCCCCUUCCUUUACGACAAUGGAACUGUUCUCGUCGAAGCACUGCCGUGUGAGCUUGAUUCCUUGGAGACGUCAGAGGGUGACUAUCGUCCCCCCCGCUUAAACAAAGUCGUUCAGCUCCUUUAUCGUGGCUUGCCAGUCGAAGCUGUUGGGGUGCGACUCUUCUGGCAAACUUCACCAUGGAAGACUAUCCGAUGUCACCACUGCUGAUGGCGCCCUACAAGAACGACGUCGACGCUACUGGCUUGGGUAAAAUUAAUUCAUUUGCUAUCACCUGCGAGUUUCUCGAUUCUCUACGCACAUCAGCAAACGUGUCGGGCGGGGCGUUGGCUACUACGCCUAACUUACAGCAUCUUCAUAACUUCUCCAUUCCCGCAUUGCGAUUCGACCGCCCGAUGAACAAUACCUUCCAAGCCUCUCCACUUAUGAAUCCUAGUCUGAUGGACAACUCAUCCAAUAGUUGGGAUAAAGAACAAUGGCGCUUUCUUUGGUGGUUCGUCUGGAAAAUUGAUGGCUACUGUGAAAAGCUUCAAGAAUGCUUUGACCAAAACAUACCACCUGAUUUAAAAGACUGGUUGACAACACACAAUAAGUCGACUGAAAUACGGAACGUCGGUCUGCGAGGUCUUGGCGACAUAUUACAAGAUAUCAUUCCUUCCGAAUUUCACGAGAUACUCCCUAUUAUGAUCGUUCAACAUGCGAUUUUCCACUACACCUGCGAGACCAAUUCUUUCGAGAGUGUCGAAUCUGCGUUCACCGGUUGGAGAAAUAGAAUCCCUAUAAUACAGACUCAUCAACCAAGCCUUGAUCUGGUAUUCGAGCGGUUAAAGUCGGCAGAUCGAUCGUCUGGGAACACUCAACUCGCUCGACCCCACAUUCAAACGCCCCUUUUCGAGACAGGCAGUAAAUUUACAAAUCUUGAUAUUACCUGUUAUCCGCAGUCUAUCACCGACAGCUCUUUAUAUCCACAGAGACACCUAGUCUCCAAUCCCGACACAAGUCCAUGGGCCCUAUCUGGGGAUCAAAGUUUUGCUUCUGGUGCUGGUGAUAGAUACAUGACGGGCUACUCCUUGGAUCAUGUGUCGAAGUUCAACUAUUAUGAACCGUCGAGGACCGAAAAUAUCAUGCCUUAUACCCCGACAACGAAUUUAAACAACCCCUUUUCUUCAAGCGAGAUAAAUCAUUCUGCAUUUCAGAACCAGACCCCUCAACGCGUCGGACAAGUAUAUGGGUUAUCCCCACCGCCUAGCUAUCCACCUUAUGAAACUGGGAUGGGCCCAAUGCCUCUCAGCCAUUCUACGCCAUUCACUAUUUUUAUGAAGUUUAUAGAUAACUUUACAAACCAGGGUGGCUUGCCUCACCUUUUCUCUCAGGGGUCGAUCCGCUGGAACAAACGACCAUUAACUUCGAACGCUCUGGUUUCCGAAAAGCAAUUCUUUAAGAAUGCUGAUUGUUUAUUCUUUGACCCAUUAAGAGCUCUGGUCUCGCAUUCAUUACAGGACCCUAUAGUCCAAGCAAUAAUAUCGACCACGUCGUCACUACUAUUGCUUGGCGGGUUGCAUUCGGUCCCAGACGUUGCGGAUUAUAUGAUCAGCCUAGGAACACAUUUGCUACCUAGCCCCGAUUUAUGUCGCGAGUUUGCUCGGAUAGUUUUGCAAACCUGCCCUGAGGCUGGUGCAACAAGUUCUCCUAAUAUAUCUACUCGAGACCGAGGCCAGAGUCGAAGUCAGGACCUCGAGAAGCGUGUCAACGAGAUAGUAAAGAACUACAGCGGGGCGUAUCACCCAGCGCAUUUACUUCAGCCUCAUAGCACCCAGAGAAGUCAUCGAACAUUACAACCUCGACAACAUAUCGCUACCUCGCGAGCCAGCAGCAGCCAGCCCACGCCAUCCAUCAUUGAUUCAUCAGGAAGUAAUGUGCAUAGCUUCGUGGAUAACAGCAUCGAAAUAUCCAACGUGACCAGCAAUACCACACCGUCUGUAACUAGUGCCGCACAAUGUGAAGAGUGCGGCAAGACCUUCACUGGUAGGCAUGUCAGCUCACACUUGUCCCGCCAUAAGCGACAGCACCGAACCGGCCAUGUAACCAUAGAGUGUCCUUACUGUGGCAAGGCCUUCCAUCAUGUACGCACCGACAAUAUCCGGACGCACUGCCGAAAUGUCCACAGGCGCGAGCUCCCCGAAAAUGGGAAAGAGUACUGGUCGCAGUUCACUGGUACGCAGCUCGGGGGUUAGAAUAACUGGCUUGUGGUUAAUUCGAAGCCCAAGCCCAAGCACUGACCUUCGUCGUCCCCCUUCAUCAACCGCCUUGUUCCGCUCUCUUAUCAAAUGCAUAUUUGCACAUACAACGGGCACCCAUCACUUGCAAUACGCGUAAGACCCUAGUCUCGGCAGUUGUCUUCAGCAGACCUUCAUGCUGGACGACUAUAUAUCUCACGGUCUCACGGAUUCUACUAUUAACUAUUAAUACCCUCUUACACGAUUUAACUAUGUUCGUUUUCUAUACUUGAUUGAAUUCCGGGACUGGAUCCGCCCCCUUUUCAUUUUUCUGUUAGGCGUCUACAUAGCAUUUCUUGAUUCAGACGUGGACUAAGCUACAGAAUAACACAGGACAGGACACACAGCACUGGGUAUUAACGAAGAGUUAGAAGGUCUCGGUAAAA